UUCAGAGCGACGAACAAAAGGUUACACAGACGGACAAGUGGAACUUUUGCAGUCAUCAACCAGAUCCUAUUUCCUCUCCAUCGCCCCGCAACCUUGGGAUCAAAUCCAGAAAUGAACAUCCCAAAUGCAAAACAGUGUAGUAACCCUUUCAAUCCCAUCAGGAAAAAGAAGCAACCCGUUCAUCAAAUCAAUUCCGCUUCGACUAACAGUUUUAAUCGCCGCCGCAGCAUUCGCGAUUUCCGAUGGCGGAGCACGCCGACGAGCUCACCAUCCCGAUUCACUCCUCCCUCGAUCCCGUCUACGGCGGCGGCCCCGAAGAGAUCAAACAAGCUCGCGUCCGAUUCGACAAUCUGAAGGCGGAGUUCGAUCGAGUUUUCGGCCAUCCGCCGGACAUCUAUUCCCGCUGUCCAGGACGAGUGAAUUUGUUGGGAGCGCAUACUGCUAGAGAAGGCUGCUCGGUGUUGUCGACGGCGAUUCAACGAGACACCAUUGUCGCAAUCUCCAAGCAUUCUCCAAAAGAAGGGGAAAAGCUGCUGCGGAUCGCGAAUGUCGACGAGAAGAAGUACGCGAUGUGCAGUUACCCUGCCGAUCCUAAUCAGGCAGUGGACUUGAAGAAUCGUAGUUGGGGUGAUUACUUCAUCUGCGGGUACAAAGGUUACUAUGAAUAUGCGAAAGCCAAAGGGAGAGACGUUGGAGACUCGGUUAGGUUCUUCGACGAAUCGGUUGGGCUUGAGGUUAUGGUUGAUGGAGCUGUUCCAAUUGGUUGGGGGCUGUCGAGCUCUGCAGCAUUCGUUUGUUCAGCUACGGUCGCGAUCAUGGCUGCUUUCGGUGUCAGCUUCCCAAAGAAAGAAGUUGCUGAGGUGACUCGUGAAUGUGAAAGCCACAUAGGGAAAGGUCAAUCUGCAGGAAUGGACCAGCAUGCAGCCUCUAUGGUGGCUAAAGCAGGAUUUGCUGAGCUGAUAGAAUUCAAUCCGGUUCGAGCAACUGAUCAUGUGCAGCUGCCGAAGGGUGCCACUUUCGUGAUUGCACAUUCUCUGGCCGACCAAUCUCAGAUGGCUGCAACUGGAUACAAUACCAGAGUUGUCGAAUGUCGUUUAGCUGCUAUCUUACUUGGAAUAAACCUGGGAAUGAAGCCAGAGGAGGCAAGAUCAAGAAUGCAAACUCUGUCUGAUGUAGAGGGAUUGGGUAAAUCUGACCCACUUGCCUCUGUUAAGGAAUUUCUGAAAGAGGUACCCUACACAGCCGAACAAAUCGAGAACAUCGUUGGAGAAAAAUUGACAUCCUUGUUCAGUACUUCGCCGUCGUCGAUAUUGGAUGUGCUCAACUCAACCACGCAGUACAAGUUACACCAGAGAGCUGCGCAUGUCUACUCAGAAGCAAAGCGGGUGCAUGCGUUUAGGGACAUAGCGUCAGGAAAGCUCAGUGAUGAGGACAAACUGAAGAAGCUAGGCGAGCUAAUGAACGACAGCCAUAAAAGCUGUACUUCUUUAUACGAAUCCAGUUGCCCGGAGUUGGAAGAACUAGUGAAAGUCUGCCGGGACAAUGGAGCCUUAGGGGCAAGGCUCACCGGCGGUGGAUGGGGCGGUUGUGUGAUUGCUCUGCUGAAGGAGGCCACCGUCCCACAAUUCAUUCAAACGUUGAAGGAAAAAUUUUAUCAGGCAAGAGUCGAAAAGGGUGUAAUUGGCAAGAACGAUCUUGACCUCCAUGUCUUUGCUUCCAAGCCUUCCAGCGGUGCUGCCAUUUUCAAGUUCUAGAACGAACAUUGGAGUUCCUUCCAUGAAUUUUUGGAAUCAAUUCACGGGGUUUGAAGCUCGUCAGAUGAGCUCUAGUACUUUUUUGCAUCUAGCUAGCUAGCUCCAGCCUUGGAGGAUUUGUGCUUUACUUACUACUUUCGAUUUUGAAUGAUUCGUUAUGAAAAUUUAUGAUAAGAUCUAUGCAAUUCGAUCUGUCACGAUUUGAUUAGGCUGAGUUUUAUCCGAUUUCUAAUAGUGUAGGGUGGAGUAUGGGU
Molecule: messenger RNA, 2008 nt
Organism: Linum tenue
Lineage: Eukaryota; Viridiplantae; Streptophyta; Magnoliopsida; Malpighiales; Linaceae
Source: the annotation of a GenBank genome assembly